CUAGCAAGGAAUGGUACAGUCCAAUAGUAUCGAAGGCAACGCUGAAAACGGCUUGUUUUUACCGAGCGGAAAGAAUCGCCGUCGUUACUAUCUACAACUGUGAAACGGUUAUUUUUAAACAAUUCCUUCACGUCUGGUCGGUUUUCUUGCUCGCCAUGGCUCUGUGCGGCGGUGUCGGAGCCAUGGCUUUGCCCAGUGAGCUUAUUGUCCACAUAUUCUCCUUUCUUUCCGACCGAGACAAACUCCGGGCCUCGGCCGUAUGUUCACGGUGGAGGGAGUGUCUCUUUUACCCAGCGUUGUGGACCGAGCUCAAACUGCGGAUAGGCGGUGGAAGUAAUAGUGGCGGUGCCAGCUCGGAGGAGAACCUUAGACUUGAGUUUCUCAUACGGAAGUUCGGUUCUUUCGUGCGGGAUCUACAGCUGGAGCUCGCACCCAUAGAGGGAUACGUCGGUCCUCCGAAUAACGAUGCGUCAGCCACCCGAAUGGACCAGCUUCCUGGUCCGGAUGGUAACCAGCAGCUCCCGGAGCGAUGGAGGGAUGCUGUGACCACCUACCUGGACCAAGUGCUGUGUGUUUUCACUGGCAUUCGCAACAACAGAAACCUGCAAAAGCUGAGUCUGUAUGGAGACACCUGUAUUCUCCAGCAGGAGGGACUGUUGGACAGCUCAAACCUGCACCAAAUUCAACAGGGAGACAAGAAAAUCAACGAAAUCCAACAGUUAUUCACUGAGUUGCUGUCUAACAGCAGACAGCUGAGGUGGUUGUCCUGUAGUUUUAUGCUUGGUCUGGUGACUCCCUGCUCUUUAGCCUACCUGUCAAAUCAUUCAGCUCAGACCUUGCAGCACCUCAGUUUACUGGACCACCAGUUGGGCCCACUCAUUUCACCUUCAGAAAUAGAUCGACUCGCCAGUGUUAAUUCGUUGGCAUUGGACUUUUCUGAUUUGACAUCUGAACUCUGUGGUCUGCUGGCAUCUCCACGUCGCACUCCACUGCACCGCCUGUCUUUGCUGCUAAAUGGUGCCUCUCUGGAAUACAAACCUUUGGAAGGGACAGCCACAGAGGACGACUGGAAGGCACUGGUCCGUGUGAGCACCAACCUGCGAGUGUACAUCAUGGCCCUAGAAGUUGACAACUCGGAGCUCCUGAGGAUCCUCAAACCUAGCCUUCCACUGGAACGCCUUCACCUCGACAGUUACAGCACUGUGGUGAAUGAUGCCACACUGGAGCUCAUCUCUCAGCAGUACAACAAAACCUUGAGUCAUUUCGUGCUCCUGAGGGAUGACCCCGACUUUCCUGAUCUUAGUGUCAGUCGCAAUGAAGACCCAUUGGUCCUUUUAGCAUGGAGGUGUACUCAGCUGGCAGUACUGAUAAUACAUGGUUACACAGUGUGGUCUCACAACUUGGUGGCCAUCUCCCGUCUGCGUGGCUCCAGCCUCCGAGUCCUGACGGUCUCAGAGGAGAGCAUCGACUUUGACCCCGACCAGUCGGUGUGCAUGGAAGGAGAUCCAGUCCACAACCUGGUUAAGGAGGUGUCACUGGGCCUUGGACGUAUCUGGCACCCCUGCUUGGAUUCUAGCCUGAUAUUAUCCGAACCCUCACAGCAUUUCCACCACGAGCUGCACACCUUCAGCACCGGCUUGUAGGCCAGCAUAGCAAAUCCAGCCCUGUACACCUAUGUUGGUGUCAAGACCAGACCAGACCCAGCUGAUCAACAUUUGCCCCAAACAAAAGAACCACAUCUUAGUGAGAACUUUAAAUGGCUAUUUUUUCAGUUGAAGCCCUUUUACAUUUAGCGGUUUUUAAUUUAUUUUUCAUCUUGUCCUGUGUUAGACUAGAGAUAUACAGAACAUCAGUUCUGCCCUCUGCUUAAACCUUUUUUUUUUAAACACAGCCCAGUCUGGUCCGGCCUUGCCCUCCAUUAUUUAGUGCUCGAUGUCCCUCCUUUACCUUACUAACCUUUAUGGCUUCCUCCUAAUGUACAUUUGAUUUGUUUUUGUUGUAUUCCUUUUCUUUUCAUUUUUAUUUAUCCUUUUGUCCCAUCCCUCAGUGUGGCGUAUUAUCUUGUUUUUCUUUUAUGGUCAUUACCUUACUGUAUAGGCUUCUUGGGUAUUUAAAUCUCAAUUAUAAGAUUACCCUGACCUUCAACAAGGCCACAGGUGAGAUGAGUGAUAGAGAGAUGAGACCUGUGGGCAGUUUCUAUUCAGGCACAAGUUACAGCUUUAGUUUUUUUUUUAACCCAUUUGUCAGACUCUACCUGAACACUCUGGAGUUUGGAAUGUUCAAUCACUCAGUGGGUUUUGUUGCUACAAGAAAAAAGCUCUUUGUGCACUUGUCCACUCAUAUGAGAACCUUGCCAGCACAGGGGAGAAUCCCCUCUGCAAAACUGCUGACUGUGGCUGGUGCUUAUAAGUCUGAUUGGUACCUUCUACAGGGAACAUUCUUGUUGGGUGAUUAUAUGUUGUGUAAAGGCGUUUUUGCACCUUGAUGAUGUUGCGGUGGAGAAGAUUGUUACAUUCUUGCCUCCGGUACACUUAUCAACCUGCUCACCUCAUUUUAAAAAACCUUGCCAGCCAUCUGAAAGGGAGCCUUGUCCUUGGACUGAUGGGUUUUUUAGAGCCAAGCUAUGAAUAUUUAACCUAACAUCUCAAGACUGUGCUGUCUUCUAGUGAAGGACUACAUCAUUUAGAACCUGCCUUCAACAAAGUCAUAGCUGCUUUGUUUUCCUGAGCCUCUUUGUAUGAAGGUGUUAAAUCCCAAGGUCAAAGAUUAGGGUCAUGUGACAAAGUACAGAGUUCUGAGUAUAACGCAAUCUCAAAGUAGUUCUUUCUUCUUUUGCAAUUGAAGAAAUACAAUAGCAUUCCGUGAUGGCCUGUACGUACAGUAUGUCUCUACUGCGAGAUGCCUCCAUGACUACUUGUAAAGGCCAUGCUGAUACAACACCAGUAUCCUGUGCGCACUGCUCCCUUAGGUGGCAAAUUCCAGCAGGACUGUGGUUAUGAGAUGAGAGAGAGAGAGAGAAACACUGAAUGUAACUUAACUCUUAUUCUUUUUGGCCAGUUGUUUUCAAGAGGCUCGCUGUAUAAUUAUAUGCCACAGAAAGGCAUAGAAACUUAUGAUUGAUUUGCAUCACUCUAAUCUUUUGUAAGUGAGAUAACAACUGCAGCACAACACGAUUCCAUGUUGUUGAUGGCAAAGUGUUUCCACUGUCAGUCUCAGGUAGGCUACCUAAUGUCACUGUCACAGCACAUAGUGAUAUUAACGUGGGGUGAAUGUGUCUAACAAUCAGACUGUGUGAAUAAUUGUUCUUUUUUUUCUUCUUCUUAAGUCACAGUUGCCUUGUAAACAACCCCUUGUUUCUUGGACACGGCAAAUGUUAAAGAUGACGUUUACGUUGCCUUCUGAUCAACCUAUAUACCGCCCAGUUGUUUUUUAUGAUUAAAUUUGAAGGCAACAAUUUAAUAGAGAGACGUCGAGGAUGAAGGUAGUCAGUUUUGGGGGGUGUAGUUAUUUCUUUCAGGCAAAUCGCGUUGGAGUACACACUUGGCUGGUUCGUGACAUAUUUAUUUACAAAGGGUGGUGUGCAUUUCAAUUAAUUUUCUUUCUUUAGGUUUGCUAGAAAGUAAAUGUGUCUGACGUUGAUAAACUGGGGGCCUAGUGCAUAUCCAUGAGGCUCCUCAGGUGUGACAGCUGUGCUGUACCGGUGUUUCUUGGGGACUAUCUCUGUGCUGCAUAUGCAUGGGCAUAUUUAAAAACACAUGCUCUGGUGAGUAAGUUCAAGUGUUCCUCUCAUGAAGCUGGAGCCCAGUGCAGACUGAAGAGCCAUAGUCAUAGUCCAUAUUUGCCAGCUGUGAUAAUCCUUCUCAUCCUCUGUUGGUCUCAGGAUGAAUGCACUUUGGAACCAAAAGCUUCUCCUAAAGGCUCUCAGUGUUGCAGAUGUGGAGCUGUUGACUCAGAGGACAUUAUAAGAUCAACAUAUGAACGUAAAAUCCCAAAUAUGUUGGACUUCUCCGUAUCUUCCUUCCCUUUUUCCCUGCCCUCCUUGUUUUAGAACUUGAGUGUUUUUGUGUAGCUUUAUGCUGCGUUUAGUCGUCAGCUAAUGAAAAGGUAAAUUGACGCAGUUAAAAAUGUAAUGUUGAUGCUGAUGUGAUUGCGAAACGGACUAAAUGAGGUGGAGUGAUAAUUGAGUGAUAUUUGGCCCAUCUUUCUGAAGUUAUUUUUCUCUGACUAAAUCUAUUUCAGCCCUUAUGACAGUGUUUCUGUACAGAAUAAAAGGAGGGGCAACGCUAUGCUUAAACUCAGAGGGAAAAAAGUGUGGUAGCUCUUUAGGGCAACUGUGUGUUUUAUGUAGGGGACAUAGACUAUGAGUGUGUGUGUGUGUCUGUGUUUUGUCUUAGUGUAUUCAGGUGACAUUUGUGAAGAAAUGUUUUGGACAGGUUAUCAGCAGUACGUUUAUUUGUUCUCCGCAGGUUUGUGAAUUCUGGAGGAGCUCGUCUGUAUUCUACAGAGCAGUCUUAUAUCUCAUUCAAGUAGAAAACAGGAACAGAAACCUUUGGUUCUCAGGGUAAAACUAGUUCUCAAAAGGUCUAGGGGAGCAGAAAUGAACAGAAGCUCAGGCUGCUGGCUAUCUCACAUGAAUAUUUGGAGUCUCUGAGUCUGUUUUUCUCCCUCAUGGUGUAAGAAGCUGCCAGAAGAAAUGGCAGCGAAACAGGUCGACUCAGAUACAAGUUGGUCUUCGAUCAGCUGACCAUCUUAACUCUGCGUUUAUAUCUCCCACGGCUGGCAUUGCCGCAGAGCAAACCAAAGCACAUCUGUAUGCAAAGGCUAGUUAAUGUGCCUGACUCCUGUGUGUCCUGCAGGUUUGAUUUCAUAAAGGGGUUUGGCAGCAGUUGUAUCACUUUACUGCCUCAGAUGUCCAGUGCACUACGGUAAUGCAGUGGGACAGAUACAUGGACAGAGUAACUGUGUUUGCUGUAUUUACUCACCAACACAUUCCUUUGUUUUUCCAUCCGUUGUCUGACGUCUGCUCGACUGUGAUGAUGAUUAAGUGAAUGUAGAAUGUAAGACCAGGACGACUGGAGCUUUGAUUCAGAGACAGAACAGGUCGGGGACCAAUCACUCCUAUUUUAACCAUUUUACAGUCAUGUCGGGACGACACUCUGUGUGGCUUUUUUCUGUAUGAAGAUGAAUUUUUACAUUUUUAAGUGCUUUGUUAUUUUAGUGAACAACUGAGAUGUGGCUAGGACUGACAGUCACACCAGAUUACCAGCAGGUCUGAGCGAAAUAGAGGUGUGACGCCGUGUAGUGGUGGUUGUUCAGAGUGUGUCAAUCACUCAAAGGUCAAAUAUUGUUCAAACGUGCUAUCAAGAUGCCAAGCUUUGCUUUUACUUGAUGCUUCAAUAUUCUGAGGCCAUUUAGGUAGUGCCGUAUGUGUCUGGUACACAAAAGGUCACAAGUGAAAGUACUCCAUACCAAACGGAACCCUGCUAUCAGGACUAGCUUUUACUUCCUGUAAAAUCGGCUGAUUUCAUUUGUGUUGCGAUGAGUUUUAAGUUUUAAAAGAACAGAACACGUCAGUCGCCACGCACAAAGUCACACUCAACGGCAAACAGAGAUCUGUAUUAGUAUUAUACUGUACUGUUUAGAAAGACAGACUGGCAGCCAGCAGAGUCUCACAUCUGUUUUGAUCUUUUGCAAAAUGCCAGAUUUAAAGAGCCCCCAGUUGAGUCACAUGACUUUUCUGGGUUGCCUUUUUUUUUACUCGGUAACUGCAUUCAUAGAUAUAUCUGUGACUAGCCUGUGGCUUCGGCAGGUCCACUAAUGUGAUCCCGUUGACUCCUAAACGCCUGCUAAAACAGUAUUUUGGUCGAAGGACUAAAUAUACAGGGAUUUGGUUGCAUUUCAAUAACAAUGGCUAAACUUUGACGUUGCUUCUACCCAAAUGCAGAGUCACACUGUCAUGAAUGACUGUGUGUGUGUUUUUCUGAUACCAAAGCAGUCUAAACACAGGUGUGUGUCUGUGUCUGUGUCCACAGUGUUGCUAAGCAUUUUGUGUAUGCACGUACAUGGGUGCUUAGCUCUUAGCUCUUAGCCAGCCUAAACAAGAUCCUGCCUCAGUUUAGCAUCCAUUCAUUGCAUGCUUAGUCAAUCUUAAAUUUCAACUCCAGUAGAUGCAUUUCUUUCUUUACCAGGAGUUCACCUCCAUUAUUUUGCCUCUACACUUUCUGUUGUAUUUAUCGGCUUUUACAUGGGUGUCUUGUGGUGGGUCGUUUUGAAUUUGUCUUUAAUUAAAAGAGGAACUCCGAAGAAAACCGCAAACGCAAUGAAAGAACCGCGCGCUUUCGUGGAGCCUGCUCUUUCGGCAUGUAUUGCUCACAGCCACCAGCAGAUGUCUGUGGACACAGAUUUCGAGAGUACAACCCAGAAGUUAAAGCCACACAUUAACACACGUCAUCAGUCUCUGAGCACUUUCAUUUCCCCAUCAUCGUUCAGGCUUAAUGUCAAUGCCCGAGCUUGAGAUAUUGUCUUGUAGGAUGUUGGCGAUCUUUCAGAAUAUAAUGUUCAAACUGUUGUGUCGGGAAGAUGUGGUAAUGUGGUCAUGGGCCUAAACCCUUCUGGCAAAGAUUCAGGGAAGGGAUAAAUGC
This is a messenger RNA of Cynoglossus semilaevis (tongue sole), 6641 nucleotides long. It is a transcript of the gene fbxo33, whose product is annotated as F-box protein 33. Gene Ontology annotation, molecular function: protein binding. The record is from RefSeq and is a predicted model, not a curated record. Lineage: Eukaryota; Metazoa; Chordata; Actinopteri; Pleuronectiformes; Cynoglossidae. Gene Ontology annotation, biological process: positive regulation of protein ubiquitination. The transcript is spliced from 6 exons. The coding region runs from base 156 to 1643 and encodes 495 amino acids.